AUGUCCAUGUUUAGGAAAGUUGGCCUUAAUGACCUUAAAUCAACUAGGAUGACCUUGCAAUUAGCGGACUACUCCAUUAGGCAUCCUAGAGGAAUUAUAGAGGACGUGUUGAUUAAGGUUGAUAAAUUUGUCUUCCCGGUAGGUUUUGUGAUUCUAGAUGUAGAUGAGGAUGUUGAAGUGCCCCUCAUUUUUGGUAGGCCAUUCCUAGCCACCUCCAAAGCCCUUAUUGAUGUUAGCAAUGGUAGAAUGACCCUCAAGGUUGGGGAUGAGGAAGUCAUGUUUUCUCUAUCAAAUGCAAUGAAACACCCUUCUACUUUUGAUAAUACUUGUUAUUUUCUGGAUAGAAUUGACUCGUUGAUGAAUGUGUGCAAAAAAUUUGGCACAAAGAGCCUUUCGGGGAGUCAUUGGAUAACCCUCACAUUGAAGAGACCCCUUUGCUUGUACCGCUAUUGA
Dioscorea cayenensis subsp. rotundata (Guinea yam) is the source of this 453-nucleotide messenger RNA. RefSeq lists its product as uncharacterized. The transcript has a single exon. The record is from RefSeq and is a predicted model, not a curated record. NCBI's taxonomy places the organism in Eukaryota, Viridiplantae, Streptophyta, Magnoliopsida, Dioscoreales, Dioscoreaceae. Bases 1 to 453 code for a protein of 150 amino acids.